This is a messenger RNA of Ogataea philodendri, 1908 nucleotides long. RefSeq lists its product as uncharacterized. The transcript has a single exon. Gene Ontology annotation, molecular function: protein binding. Lineage: Eukaryota; Fungi; Ascomycota; Pichiomycetes; Pichiales; Pichiaceae. Gene Ontology annotation, biological process: RNA processing; mRNA 5'-splice site recognition. The record is from RefSeq and is a predicted model, not a curated record. Gene Ontology annotation, cellular component: U1 snRNP; commitment complex; U2-type prespliceosome. The coding region runs from base 1 to 1908 and encodes 635 amino acids.
AUGGAUUUAUCCCCUGAAAUUGACGAAUUACUCGCCGAUUUCCCGCAAUGGGCGGCUAUACGCGCCGAGUUGGUGGAAAACGACAAGGAUCCGCAACUUUGGACCGACCUGGUGGCCCAGUUCGAGUCGCUUGUUUCCUCUCAGUUGAAUACCCUCAAAACAAACUCCAGUCUUUGUGACUUGCUAGACGCCGAUAUGCAAUACCUACUCACAAGAUUCCCGUACCUGGCGGAUUUCUGGAAACGUUAUGUUGCUUUGGAGUACUCGAUUGCCGGCUUGGACCGGUCUAUUGGUGUUUUGGAACAGGCCGUUAGUUCGUUUCCUUGUUCGUUGGAGCUCUGGGUCGACUAUUUGAACGUUCUUAUAUCCAACAACCUUAAAGAGGAACCGCAGAUCAGAGACCUGUUCAAACAGGCCGUUUCGCACGUCGGCCGUCAGUUCAUGGCCCAUCCGAUCUGGGAUUUGUAUCUGGACUGGGAGUCUAAGCAUGCAGGACCAAUGUCACUCGAUUACGUCCAAAUCCUGCUCCAGGUUGUCAAAUACCCUCUUCAUCAAUACGCGCGGUACUUCGAGUCGUUGUACGAGACCAUCACCAACUUCACGCUUGCAGACCUGGUCCCUACCAAGGAGCUGGACUCGCUGGUGGCUACGCAUUUCCAGGAUACCAACCUCGAGGACCUAGACGCAGACCAGCUCAAACAAAUCAGCGACGAGUAUUUCAACGGGAUAUUCACCCAGUGCUACACGGGGGUCACCGAAAGAUGGGAGUACGAGAGCCAGCUGCCGAAACAGAACUUUGACUUCUUACCGGUUUCCGAGCAAGAUAUGACCAAAUGGACGAACUAUUUGGACUUUGAGGAGUCACGUGGUGAUUUGGAACAGGUUAAGUCGCUCUAUGAACGCGCACUAGUCCCUACAUGUUCCUACGAGACCUUCUGGAUCAGGUAUCUGAGAUAUUUGAUCCGAAACACUUCAGACACCGACUUCAUUGUUUCGGUGUUCAAUAAAGCAACAGACGUGUUUGUCAGCAUAGACCAGCCGGAAAUCAGAUACAUGUACGCCAAAUACUACGAGCUCAAGCUGUCCGAUCUCGAAAAGGCCCGCCAAAUCUACAUUGGCAUGCUUGUGUCGCAUCCAGACAAACCGUUCCCGUUGGCCAGAUACUACCAGUUUCUGUACGACGUGCUCGGCUACGACAAGGUCAACGAGCAGUCGCAGAAGCUGUUGGAGAAGCUCACCGGUGAGACUGAUACAGAGCUCGAUUCAGAGUUCGCUGACCUGUUCAAGGUGCUUACUAUCUGGACGGCUCCACAAGUGGUUGUGGAGCUUGCCAAGCUGCGGUGGCUCAAACGCAGUGAUGUUCAAGGAGCCCGUUCCUUGCUGAACAUCUACUUCAAAAGCAAACUUACCAGAGCGUCCGUUUCGUACUGGACGUUCUUUUUCAAGUUUGAGCUGGUCCAAAAGAACGCCAAAGGUUUGGCCAGUAUUGUCAACUACGUCAAGACACACGGCCAGAUCCCAACAUCACACAUCAACCUCAUGAUCGACGAGUACAGAGACUUUUUGCUGAAAACCUCAACGCCAGACCAGUUGCAACCAGUAAGAGAGCUGAUCAGAUACAUAUUGGAAACGGACCCGGAGUCGUCCACUCACAUGAAACACUUUCUGAAAGCCCGUCUGGAUAUCAACCACGACGAGGACGCGACCAACAAACGGCUGGUCAAGGAGAACGGUCACCCCGGCGCAGUCACAGAGUACCGGCCGCGACUGGUGGACCCGAUCGACUUUGAGGAGUCGCUGGUUGCACAGACACAGGCUGCUGCGAUGCCGCGGUUUGCCAACGUGGAGCGCGCCAACAUGGCCCCAAAGUACCUACAAAUGGACGCCGUCGAGACCGAAACCAACUGA